AUGAAGCAGACCGGUCAGGUGAACCAGAAAGGAUUGGUGUAGUGUAGCUGCUGUGUGAGGCUGCAAAGCGAGAGCCAUCUAGUGAGACACCAGGGAUACUACACAAUAUGGCAUUAUGAAGAGACACCAGGGAUACUACACAAUAUGGCAUUAUGAAGAGACACCAGGGAUACUACACAAUAUGGCAUUAUGAAGAGACACCAGGGAUACUACACAAUAUGGCAUUAUGAAGAGACACCAGGGAUACUACACAAUAUGGCAUUAUGAAGAGACACCAGGGAUACUACACAAUAUGGCAUUAUGAAGAGACACCAGGGAUACUACACAAUAUGGCAUUAUGAAGACGGUCUCAAGUUUCAAGUAUUUCAGGGACAGUGAAAUGCUUAACUCUCUGGGAGAGGAGAUGAAAAUGGAUCUGUCACAUCUCACAUCUUACACACACAGACAGACAUACACGCAUGCGCACACACACACACACACACACACACACAGACAGACAUACACGCAUGCACACACACACACACACACACACACACACACCACACACACACACACACACACACACACACACACACACACACACUCCUAACUGCUUCUUCAUCUCUUCAUCUCCUCCCACAGCAUCAAACCAACCUCAUCCCGGGGCUGAACCUGAAUGCUCUGGGAAUCUUCUCCACUGGUCUGUCUGUGUUAUGGCCUGCAGCAGGCCCCCGAGGACCGCCCAGGCCCUUCCUAGUGAGUACACUACUACACUACAGGCCCUUCCUAGUGAGUACACUACACACUACAGCCCCUUCCUAGUGAGUACACUACUACACUACACACUACAGCCCCUUCAUAGUGAGUACACUACCACACUACACACUACAGCCCCUUCCUAGUGAGUACACUACACACUACAGGCCCUUCCUAGUGAGUACACUACUACACUACACACUACAGCCCCUUCCUAGUGAGUACACUACACACUACAGGCCCUUCAUAGUGAGUACACUACCACACUACCACACUACACACUACAGCCCCUUCCUAGUGAGUACACUACUACACUACAGGCCCUUCCUAGUGAAUACACUACCACACUACCACACUACAGCCCCUUCAUAGUGAGUACACUACUACACUACAGGCCCUUCCUAGUGAAUACACUACCACACUACAGCCCCUUCCUAGUGAGUACACUACCACACUACACACUACACACUACAGCCCCUUCCUAGUGAGCACACUACCACACUACAGCCCCUUCAUAGUGAGUACACUACCACACUACAGCCCCUUCCUAGUGAGUACACUACCACACUACAGCCCCUUCAUAGUGAGUACACUACCACACUACAGCCCCUUCCUAGUGAGUACACUACCACACUACCACACUACAGCCCCUUCAUAGUGAGUACACUACCACACUACACACUACACCCCUUUCAUAGUGAGUACACUACUACACUACAGGCCCUUCCUAGUGAGUACACUACCCACACUACAGCCCCUUCAUAGUGAGUACACUACCACACUACCACACUACAGCCCCUUCCUAGUGAGUACACUACUACACUACAGGCCCUUCCUAGUGAAUACACUACCACACUACAGCCCCUUCAUAGUGAGUACACUACCACACUAUGUCACGGUUCAGACAGACGACCAGAGGCCCCACAAUUGCGUCCACCAGAAUUUUUGGGUUCCCAAAUUGGGGGGUUUUCCGGUUAAAAAAACAAAUUAUACCCCCACAAAACCCAAAAAACCAGAUGGGAAUGGCGUAUCCCCGGGGGGGCCAGCAAUCCCUUGUUUGGGUUUAACCCCAAAAAAUUUUUUGGGGGUUUUUUUUUUAAAAAAAAAAAAAGAAAAGGUUCCUUGUUCAAAAUUACAGCGUUUUCCCCAAAGAAAAGAAAACCCAAAAAUUUUCCCCUUUUAGGGGUUUUCCUUGGGAAUUUCACCGUGAACCAUAAUUAACCCCCAAAAGCCCCCUAAAAGGGAGGGGGUUUGGGUUUUUGGGGACUUAAACCGGGAAAUUUUUUUUUGGGGCUAAAUUUUUAGGUUGGUUUCUUUUGCCCCGAAGGAAAUCUUUUCUUUUGGGGCCUUUUAUUAGGGUUUUUCUUUUUGUUUGGCAUUUGCCAUUAAAAGGCCGAUUACACUUUCAUUCCCCUUUAAAAUUUAAGGGUGGAUGUGUUUUUUUUUAAUUUAAAGUUUUGAAAUUUGGUUUGGGCUUUCCCCAAGGGCGGGUUUUUAAAUACCCCCCCUUUUGCACAAAACUUUUGGGUUUUCCACCCCUUGGCCCGGCCCCCCAAUCCAAUUUCUUUUCAAGGGAUUUUUUUUAAUUAAAAAUUUUUCCGGGUUGGACUCCCUUAAGUUUAAAGAAGAGGGGAAAUUUCCCCCCGGGCCCCCGGGGGCUUUUGGGCCCCUUUCCCCCCCCCCUUCUUUUUGGUUUUCCCCUUUUGGGCUAUUCUGUUCCCCCCCUUUUCCCCCUUUGUUUUCCCCCUUUUUCCCCCCUUUUUUUCGGCCACCCCGUUUGUUUUCCCCCUGGCCCCCAUGGCCCGGGAGAACCAAAUUCCCCAAAGCGCUCCCCCCUCCUAUUUAAAACCCCCCAAAUCCCCCCCUUUUGGCCCCCCCCCUUUUUGGCCCCCAUAGGGAAUUUUCCAAAAAAAUUUUUUUAGUUUCCACAGUUGUUUGGAAAAAAAAAAAGGGGGCCCGUGGUAGGGGGGGUUUAAAUUUGGGGGGGGCGGGGGGGUGACGGAUAUGGGGGUUUUAAGUGGACUGUUAUUUUUUAUUUUUUUUUAAGAGAGAUCAAAGCCCAAACCCCCAGAAAUGGCACAACACAGCUGGCACAGCAAAAGGCAUGGCAGAAAACAAGGGAAAAACCAGCAUGGAAAAAAACACAACAUGGCACCCAACAAAAGCGGUCCCCAAACAAACAUAAAACCCCUAGCGGGUAGCAAAAACAACUUUACAACCCAGCAUGGCAGAAACCCAAAAAAUGCCAACACCCCCAGGUAGCAAAAAAAAACAUACAACCCCAUGGUAGCAACACAACAUGACCACAGCAUGGCGCAACCAACAGGACAACACAGAAGGGUAGCAAAAACCAAAACAUAAAACCCCCACAGGGUACCCGCCCCCCCCCGAAAACCCCGCAGGGGCCCCAACCCAACAGGACAACCAGCAGGGGUCAACAAAACCCAGGGCAGAAACCCCAGUGGCAGCAACACAGCAGGGCCCGAACACUGAAAAACACAGCUGGCAGCAACACCGACAACCAAAAAGCAUGGCAGCCAACACAUGACAACACAGCAUGGCAGCAACACAGGGGGGCCCGCAAAAAACCUGACAACCACAUGGCGAACACAUGAAAAACACAGCAUGGAGCAACAAAAGGGGGGGCACCCAAAAAAACAUUUGGAGCAACACAAAAAGGGCCCGAAACACGCAUGGAAAGAAACCCAAAAAGCAUGGCAGAAAACCACGGGGGCCGCAACAAAAAUGGAAAGAAAAACACAGCAUUUUAGAAAACACAACAGGGAAACCACACAGAAGGCCCCAACACAGCAGGGCCCGCAACACACCCAGGCAGAAACAAUGAAAAACCAACAUGGCAGCAACAAAAACAUGGCAGAAAAAACACCCUGGCACAAACAAAGGGCAAAACCCACACCAUGGGCAGCAAACACAACAGGGCAGCAACACAGCAUGCAGAAACACAGCAUGGCAGCAACACUGAAAACCCACAGAAAUUGGCAGCAAAAAAACCCGGACAAACACAGCAUGGUACCCAAACAACAUGGCACCCAACACACCAGGGGCAAAAAACCGCAGGGGGGAAGCAACAAUGCCCAAAAAAACAGAAUGGCGGGGCACACAACAGGGCCCGCAACACAGCAGGGCAACACAGCAGGCAGAAACAACAUGGCAGCAAAAACAGCAGGGGUGAAACCACAACAGGGAAAGCAACACAGCAUGGCCCCCCGAACCGCAGGGGCAGCAAAAAAACAGGGGCACCAACACAGAAUGGCAAACACAUAAACAAAACCCAGGCAGAAAACCCCAACAUGGUAGCAAAACACAAAGGGCCCGCAACACAGCAUGGCACAACAAAAAAUAAACGAAAAACACAGCUGGCAAAAAAACACACCCCCAAAUGGCAGAAACACAGCAGGCAGCAACACAUGAAAACCAAAGCUGGAAAGGAAAAAAAAACCCUGGCAGCAAAAAACAGGGCCGCAACACAGCUUUCCCGGGCCAACAGCUGGCAGCAACACAGCAUGGCAGAAACCCAGCAUGGCACAACACGCUGGCAAAAACACAUGAAACAAAAAAGGGGCAAAAACAAACAGGGGAGAAACCAGGGCAUGGCAGCAAAAACCCUGGCAAAAACACACCCGGGCAGAAAAAAGUUUGGAAAGCCACACAAAACAGGGGCCGAAACCACUUUGGCAGAAAACAGGCGGAAAGCAAAACAAAAAUGGCAGCAAAACGAAAUGGCACCCAAAACAGCAUGGCAGCAAACAUGAAAACCCAACCGUGGCAGAAAACACAACAUGGUAGCAAACAAACAUGGCAAAAAAACAGAGGGCGAAACCCACACCCUGGCACCCACACAAAGGGGCGGGAAACAAAAGGAAAGGGCAGCAAAAACCUGAAAACCCAAAAGCUUUGGCAGCAACAAAACAUGGCAGCAACACGGGCAGGGCCAAAAAACCACAGCAUGGCAAACAAAAGGCAGGGCGGAAAACAUGCCCAACCCAAAAGCUUUUCAAAAACCCACAAAAUAAAAAACCCCGAUGGCAGCAAAAACAACAUAAAAACCCACAGAAAAGGUAGCAACACAAAAAUGACAAAACACAAGGUAGCAACCCCAAACAUGAAAAACCACAGAAAGGGUUUAGCAACAAAAUGAAAAAACCACAGCAUGGUAGCAAAGCCCCAAAACAUGAAACACAGCAGGGUGGGCAACAAAAACGGGGGAAAAAAACCCCAAAAUGGUACAACACAACAUGACAACACAGCUUUGGGCAGCCCCCUGCCCCCCAAACACACAGGGCAGAAACCCCAAAAAAACCCAAAAGAAAUGCACAACAGAAAGGUACAAAAUUUUUGGGCACAGAAACACACACAUGGCCAACACAUGACAACACAGCAUGGAAAGCAAAAACCAAAACUGAAAAACCAAAAAAAAGGGUGGCCAACACAACAGGGAAAAACACAGAAAAGGUGCAAAAAAAACAACAAAAAACAGCGGGGUUUACCAACCACAACAUGGCCCCAACACAGCAGGGCAGCAAACCCCCGGGAAAAGAAAACAAAACAUGAAACACAGGGGGGGAAAGGCCACACAACAUGCCCAAACACACCCUGGCGGGCCCCAACGGGGGCCUCAACCCCAGCAUGGGCCGAAAACACAUGCCAACAGCAGGGGUACAACAAAACAACAACAACAUGGGGGGCAACACAACAGGUAGAAGCCCCCAAAACAGGGUUCCAAACAUAUUGGGCACAGACAACAAAAAAAAGGGCAAGAAGAAAAAAACAAAACUCAGGCGAAGCGCCACUCUGCCCAGAAAGGGGCCAAUGUGAGUCUUUGAAAAAAGGGGGGGGAGAUAAAAUGCCCCCAUUUUGGGUUUUUUUUGCAGCUCUUUCCCAGUGGGCUAGCGGGAAAGGAACUAAAAAAAAGGGGCGCCCCCGGGGUUUUGUGUGGUUUUUGGGGAUUUUUAAAAAGGGGGAAUGUGGGGCCCAGAACGGGGGUUUUUUUUGAGGAAAAGGGUGCAGUAGGUCUAAAGAAAAGGGAAAUCCUUUAACAGCGCCACAAAGGGGCCCAACCCCCGGUGCUUUUUAACUUUGCCAAAGUUCCCUCCUGCCCUUUUUUUCUGGGGGGGCCCAAAAAAUUGACCAAUUAGGCGGGUUUAAAAUUUCAAAAAAACCCAAUAUUUUUUACAGUGAACCUCUAAUAUACAUUUUUUUUGGCCGGAUCUUUUUGGGUAAUUAAGAGGUCAUAAAAUAUAACUUAUUUAUGCCAGAUCUAGGGACUUUUCCCUGAUGUUUUUUUAAUAAAAAACCAUUUUUUGCUCAUUUCUUUUUGCAAAAUUGAUAUAAACAUUAUAAAAUGAACCCAGAGGGGGUCAGGUGAACCAAAAAGGUUUUGGUGAGUGUAUUGCUGGUGAGGUUUCCAUCUAGCGAAAAAACCCCCAGGGAUCCGACCCCAAUUGGCAUUAUGAAGAGAAACCGGGGAAAUAGCCCCAAAAUUUGGCAUUAUGAAAAGAAAAACCGGGGGUAUAAAAAACAAUAUGGCAUUUGAAGGACCAGGGAUACAAACCAAGUUGGUUUUAAUGAAGAACCCAGGGAUACUACACAAAUGGAUUUGAGAGCCCACCAGGAAAAUACAAAAUUUUAGGGCAUUAUAAAUAAAAACACCAGGGAAAAUACCAAUAUGGCAUUUUUAAAACCCCCCCAAGGGUACUAAAACAAAAUUGGCAUUAUGAAGACGGUCCCCAGGUUUCAGAAAUUUCAGGUACAGGAAAGAGUUAACUCUCGGGGGGAGAGAUGAAAAUGGAUCUUCACAUCUCAAUCUUCCCACACACACAGACAGAAAUCACACCCCACACCCAACACACAACACACCCCACACACCCCACACCCACACACCCCCCAACAGACACCACCCCAAACCCCCCACAAACACACUCCAAUUUCUUUUUCUUCAUCCCCUUCCCCCUCUCCUCCCCCCAGCUUUCAAAAACAUCAUCCCGGGUUAAAACCUAAAUUUCUCGGGGAAUUUUUCUCCCCUGGUUUGUCUGUGUUAGGGCCCUUUCAGCAGGCCCCCGGAGGCCGCCCGGCCCUUCCUAGUGGAAAAUCCCAAACCACACUACGGCCCCCUUCCCUAUUUGGGGAAACACUAA
Messenger RNA from Coregonus sp. 'balchen', 6890 nucleotides. NCBI's taxonomy places the organism in Eukaryota, Metazoa, Chordata, Actinopteri, Salmoniformes, Salmonidae. The record is from the annotation of a GenBank genome assembly.